AGUCUCGGUGACUCCUCCCGGUUGGAGCCCGGGAGAGAGGACAGGGAGACAAAUAAAAGGCAGCUGGUGCUGCAAGACACUAGUCUCCAUCCCCUGCACUUGCGACCCACCGCAGGCUCCUUCACACAGCACCCUAAACCCCGCGCCCCGUUUCGAAUCCGGUUCUGCUCCCGUAGCCCUCGCCUCUCCAGCGCUCCAGCCCCAUCGUCCCGGAGGGCGUCAGGAUGAAGGCGGCCCGCUUCGUGAUGCGCAGCGCCGGCUCACUGAGCAGCGCCGGCCUGGUGCCCAGGGAGGUCGAACUCUUCUCUCGCUACAGCCCGUCCCCGCUGUCCAUGAAGCAGCUGCUGGACUUCGGUUCACACAAUGCAUGUGAAAGAACUUCUUUUGCAUUUUUGAGACAAGAAUUGCCUGUGCGGCUAGCCAAUAUCCUGAAGGAAAUUGACAUCCUCCCUGAUCGAUUAAUAAAUACCUCUUCGGUACAGUUGGUUAAAAGCUGGUAUAUCCAGAGCCUAAUGGAUUUGGUGGAAUUCCAUGACAAAAGCCCAGAUGACCAAAAAGCCCUAUCAGACUUUGUAGAUACACUCAUCAAAGUUCGAAAUAGACACCACAAUGUAGUCCCUACGAUGGCACAAGGAAUCAUAGAGUAUAAAGAGGCCUGUACAUUUGAUCCAGUCACCAAUCAAAAUCUUCAGUACUUUUUGGAUCGAUUUUAUAUGAACCGUAUUUCUACUCGGAUGCUGAUGAACCAGCACAUUCUUAUAUUUAAUGAUGAGAAGACAGGAAACCCAACCCACAUUGGAAGCAUUGAUCCAAACUGUGAUGUGGCAACAGUGGUCCAAGAUGCCUUUGACUGUUCAAAGAUGCUCUGUGAGCAGUACUAUCUAACAUCUCCGGAAAUGAAGCUCACACAAGUGAAUGUUAAAUCUCCAGGCCAAGCAAUUAACAUCGUAUAUGUUCCUUCUCAUCUUCAUCAUAUGCUCUUUGAAUUAUUCAAGAAUGCAAUGAGGGCAACCGUUGAGCACCAGGAAAACUGCCCUUCCCUUGCGCCAAUUGAAGUGAUUGUGGUUUUGGGAAAAGAAGACCUUACAAUUAAGAUUUCUGACAGAGGAGGUGGUGUUCCGCUGAGGAUUAUUGACCGCCUCUUCAGUUACACAUACUCCACAGCGCCAACACCUGUGAUGGAUAAUUCCCGGAAUGCUCCUUUGGCUGGUUUUGGUUAUGGCUUGCCCAUUUCUCGCCUCUAUGCCAAAUAUUUUCAAGGAGAUCUGAAUCUCUACUCUUUGUCAGGCUAUGGAACAGAUGCUAUCAUCUACUUAAAGGCUUUGUCUUCUGAGUCCAUAGAAAAACUCCCCGUCUUUAACAUGUCAGCUUUCAAACAUUACCAGAUGAGUUCUGAGGCUGACGAUUGGUGUAUCCCAAGCAAGGAACCAAAGAAUCUGGCAAAGCAAAAAGUGGCCAUGUGAAGAGUGACGUUCAGGAUACUCUAUGGGAUCAAAGUGGGUCUAGGGCAGUGUUGCUGCUUGAACAUUUGUAUGUGAAGUCUUGUUUCUGCAAAGACAAAUCAUGGCAACAAAAACAUUAAUCCAUUGAGGAAUGGUGUUUGUUUCCAUGACUCAGGAGAAGACAGGGCAGAGCUAUGGGAGUUAGCUGAGGGCCAGAUCCUUGUUCUGUAAUGUAGAAUAACUCUUAAAUGUCUCCAAGUCCUGGAAAAGUUAGAUUCUGUUUUUCAUCUCUUACCAGGAGGCAUGGAGAAGGGAGUGAAAAAUGAAGACAGACGUUAGCAGUUUCGAUAGGAAGAUAUUUUAGAACAUCUUGUUGACAUCAAAAGAUACUGGUACUUGAUGGUAUCAAGUGUUAAGACACCAGUACUUUCUUUUUUUUUUUUUUUUGGUACCAGGGAUCAAACUCGGGUCCUUGCGCUUGCGCAGCAGGCGACGAAAUCACUGAGCUAAAUCCUUGGCCCGACACCAGUACUUUCCUGCCAUGCAAAGUUUAGUUUACACUAUGUGAUGAGAAAUGUAUAUAAAUGUACAUUUCAUACUGUAUUUCAUACUGUAUUUACAUGCUCUAGGGAGAAAAGGAUGAUGACUAAAAUAAUGUUCACUGUAGUUAAAAGAGGAAGAAUGAGUCAAAACAUUUUAUUCAAAGUUGCAGCCAAGACAAUAAGCCUGUGUAAAAACUCAGAAGAAAGCCUCUUCUGAUCAGUAUAACUCUUUUAUCAUGCUGCUUUUUCUGUUCAUACUUCACACAGUAAGCCAGUGCUUAUUGCCAGGUGCCUAGUCUUUGGUGAACUGUUCAAGGUGAACUCAGGAAGUUGGAGGUUGGAGAGAGAAAAGAAUUGCCAAAGUGACAGCAAAGCUACACCUUACCUUACUUUGUUUAUAAAUGAAACAGUAGGUUGGAAAAGCUAAGGGUAGGGAAAAAAAUCUCCUAUUAAGUACCUAAACUCAGCUGAGUUUAGAACUGUUCUCCACCAUGUAGUGGCAGUAAUGCAAAGGCAUCCAUUUAUUAAGCUUUAAAAAUUGUAUUUUUGCUAUAUUUGAUUAUAUUCUGUACACUCCAGCGUUAACAUAGCUGUUAAACAUUUUCUAAUUUUCAAAUGGCCCAAGAACAUUAGAAUUUAAAUACUUUUUGGAGCAUUUUUUAAAAAUAACAAAUAACCUGGAAGUAAGAAGUUCUCAUGCCCAGGAUGCUUUCAUCUGAAAAUCGCUGAGAUUGAGAGAUAAUCAGUGAAAGCUGUAAUGCAAAUGGCUCUUUGGAGAAUUCAGGUGGACUGCCCAGGUCUGCAGCCUAUUCAGAUAAGUGAAGACAUGGAAGACAGAAGGAAGGAAAAGAAGAAGGGAGGAAAUCAAAAGGCAAGCAUCUUUCUAUUUUCCCCACAAAUUAUUCCAAGGAUUGAUUUGUAUUUUUAUGGGUGAAUUAUUGACAAGAGGAUGAAUUGAUGUCUUUCAAAGCAGUAUGCCUUCUUUUAGUGGCUCCCACUCUUACAAGAUAAUAGGCUUAUCUUGAGAUAAUAAACUCAUCUAUGUCAAAUUGUGUAUGAACUGACAUAUAGGAAGAAACCUAAAAUUUUCUCUAUUUAAAAAUAAUCAAUACUGUUUAUAUGUUGAAUUCAAUAUCUGUAUUUAACUUUGUGAUGAUCUAGACUCUAAGUCCUAAAGUUGUGGUGCUUCUGGUUGUGGCAAUAGAAGCCACAACCCUUUGUUGUGGAUUUCAGAUAUUGUCAUCAAAAGUCUCAACAGUGACUUUUCUGGAUGGUGGGGCUUUGACUUGUGCAUUUAUUGAUUACACAGAACUCUUUGCAGUAGGUUGUUUGUGGUUUUAGUUUUUUUAUUGAAAUUUGAGCAAAACAUUUCUGCAUGUAAAUACUUGUAUUUACCAAAGAUUCGGAGCAGUUGAUUAAUUAACCUAAACACUGCAAAUAUCUUUAAAAUACUAAAAAGUCAAUAAAAGAAACGUUAGUAACUCGAUCACAUCAAUUGUGUAAGUAAAUAUAAAGUCUACUUUGGUAUUUGGAGUAGAUGGAAGAUCCUUCCAAUUAUAGUGGAUGGGUACUGAGUGCUCAGACCCACUUAAAUUAUUAAUGUAUGAGUUCUGUUCUUGUCUUUAAGCUAUGUACAGAGAAAUGUGAUAAUUUUUAUAAUAAAUAUUUUUAUUAUAAUAAUA
Messenger RNA from Heterocephalus glaber (naked mole-rat), 3666 nucleotides. It is a transcript of the gene Pdk4, whose product is annotated as pyruvate dehydrogenase kinase 4. Gene Ontology annotation, molecular function: pyruvate dehydrogenase (acetyl-transferring) kinase activity. The record is from RefSeq and is a predicted model, not a curated record. NCBI's taxonomy places the organism in Eukaryota, Metazoa, Chordata, Mammalia, Rodentia, Bathyergidae. Gene Ontology annotation, biological process: protein phosphorylation; regulation of glucose metabolic process. Gene Ontology annotation, cellular component: mitochondrion.